Messenger RNA from Gastrolobium bilobum, 1989 nucleotides. RefSeq names its product GRAS family protein RAM1. Bases 1 to 1989 code for a protein of 662 amino acids. Gene Ontology annotation, cellular component: nucleus. The record is from RefSeq and is a predicted model, not a curated record. Lineage: Eukaryota; Viridiplantae; Streptophyta; Magnoliopsida; Fabales; Fabaceae. Gene Ontology annotation, biological process: regulation of DNA-templated transcription. Gene Ontology annotation, molecular function: sequence-specific DNA binding; DNA-binding transcription factor activity. The transcript is spliced from 2 exons.
AUGAUCAAUUCACUGUGUGGAAGCUCAGUGUCUCUCACUUCUUCAAAUGACUCAGUUUUGAAGUCAAAGAAAAAUGCAACUCAAUCCUCUGCUGAUUUAGAACAGGCUAGUCUUACUCCACCAAGCUUAAACCUUCCAUCACUCAAAUUUGAUUUGGAUGGAGAUGUUGAAGUUCAAUCACCAGAUAGUUCAAUGUGGGAGUCCUUUUUCUCUGAUCAGUUAGAUGCUGAUUUCAUGAUAUCUUCUCCAGUGAGGAAUGUUCCUUCCCCACAAGCUUCAACUUACAAUUGCAACUAUAACUAUGCUCAGGGUGCUCAAUGUCAGAGUCUUUCAGGGUGUUCACCACCUCGUUUUUCAUCCCAAAGUGGUGCCCUUAACAGCAGCCACAAAGGGAAAGGACUUAGUCCUCUCCAUAGGGUAUUUAACUCACCAAACAGUCAAUAUAUGCAGCAUAUUGAAAACCUUUCACUGCCAGCAAUAGAAGAGUUUUUGGAAGAUUAUCAAGGAGAUGGACUUGGUGGUGGAUAUCCAUCAACUAAGGUGUCUUCUGAUAUUGGAAGUUCAUCUGAAUGCUUUGACAUGCCAACUUCAAUUCCAUCCAUCUUGGAUAGCUUGACAAUGCCCAAUUCCUCAAGGUACUGUGGAUCAGUUAGUGAAGAAUCCUCAGUGCACGGUGGUUCUUCUCAACUGUCCCAAGAGAGUGAUAUCUAUCACCAGAUGGGGACUAUGGCUAGUGCAUCCCUCUCACAAGCUCUUCAACAAGAACGCUACCAUGAGCUUGAGCAAAAGCAGCAAACACAACAACUUCAACAACAACAACAACAGCAACAACAAAAUUUGAUGGUUCCUAUUCCGCUUGGAAUCGAGCAGGAGCAAGAUAGUGGUCUUCAACUGGUGCAUCUGCUUCUAGCAUGUGCUGAAGCAGUUGCAAAAGAGGAAUACAUGCUAGCAAGAAGGUACCUGCACCAUCUCAACAGAGUAGUAACACCACUUGGAGACUCCAUGCAACGAGUAGCUUCAUGCUUCACCGAAUCCCUAAGUGCAAGACUAGCCGCAACCCUCACCACAAAACCAGCAACAACCACCUCAAACCCCAACAACGUCUCAUCAAACUCAAUAGAAGUCCUCAAAAUCUACCAAAUUGUCUACCAAGCAUGCCCUUACAUCAAAUUCGCCCACUUCACAGCCAAUCAAGCCAUCUUCGAAGCAUUUGAAGCUGAAGAACGCGUACAUGUCAUCGAUCUAGACAUCCUCCAAGGCUAUCAAUGGCCGGCUUUCAUGCAGGCCCUGGCUGCGCGACCCGGAGGAGCUCCCUUCCUCCGGAUCACCGGCGUAGGGCCAUGCAUUGACUCAGUUAGGGAAACGGGUCGAUGCUUAACCGAAUUAGCACACUCUCUUCGCAUACCUUUCGAUUUCCACGCAGUUGGUGAGCAACUAGAGGAUCUCAAGCCCCACAUGUUCAACCGCCGAGUCGGCGAGGCCUUGGCGGUUAACUCCGUGAACCGCCUCCACCGCGUCCCCGGAAACUUCCUCGGAAACUUGUUGUCCAUGAUAAGGGACCAAGCGCCCAACAUAGUAACCCUAGUGGAGCAAGAAGCUAGCCAUAAUGGACCAUAUUUCCUUGGUAGGUUCCUUGAGGCACUGCACUAUUACUCAGCCAUUUUUGAUUCCUUGGACGCCACGUUUCCACCGGACUCGGCGCAGCGGGCCAAGGUGGAGCAGCACAUUUUUGCGCCGGAGAUAAGGAACAUUGUGGCGUGUGAGGGUGCUGAGAGGAUCGAGAGGCACGAGAGAUUGGAGAAAUGGAGGAAAAUAAUGGAAGGGAAAGGGUUCAAAGGGGUGCCACUAAGUCCCAACGCGGUGACUCAGUCAAAGAUUUUGCUUGGUUUGUAUUCUUGUGAUGGAUAUAGGUUAACGGAGGAUAAGGGUUGUUUGUUGCUGGGGUGGCAGGACAGAGCCAUAAUUGCUGCGUCUGCAUGGCGGUGCUGA